UAACACUAAAAGCGCACCGUUUUAUAAGCAAAAGUGCAAACUCUUCUAUCUUCUUCCUCAAUGAACGUUGUAGACUUGUAGCCUUCACAAAACUCAAAACAGUCCUCAUCUUUCUCAGUCUAUCUCUCUUGCUGGGUUUUGCUACGAUGCACUCGCUUCCAACACAAGCAAUAAUGCGUCCCCUCUCUCUCUCGCCGACACUUUCUCUCUCUUCUUCUGCCUCAGGUUCUUCUCGAUACCUUUGCUUUCUCUCCCUACCCAUUUUCCAUAAACCCAAGUCCAGCUACAAUUUUCUCUUUAAUGUUUCCCAUAAGGUCCCUCCUCGUUUCACCGUCAGAAGUUGCAGUUCUAUAUCCGCCAAGCCAUCUUCGGAGCUCCGAAAGAAACGUUCGGGUUCGGACUCGGACGAGAAGCUUCGCGCCCUCCGCGAGCUCUUCUCAAGACCUGGCAUCGGCAUCGACGCGUAUAUCAUUCCCUCUCAGGACGCUCACCAGAGUGAGUUCAUUGCUGAAUGUUACAUGAGGAGGGCCUAUAUAUCUGGGUUUACUGGUAGUGCUGGAACUGCCGUUGUUACAAAGGAUAAAGCAGCCCUUUGGACAGAUGGGCGCUAUUUUCUUCAGGCUGAGAAGCAGCUGAGCUCUAGUUGGAUUCUUAUGCGGGCCGGUAAUUUUGGAGUUCCUACUACCAGUGAAUGGCUUAAUGAUUUUUUGCCACCUGGAGGGAGAGUUGGCAUUGAUCCUUUUCUUUUUUCUUCCGAUGCUGCAGAGGAAUUGAAGCAGGACAUUGCAAAGAAGAAUCAUGAAUUGGUUUUUAUACAUGAUUUAAAUCUUGUUGAUGAAAUAUGGAAAGAAUCAAGACCUAAGCCGCCAAAUAAACCAGUUCGAGUGCAUGAUAUAAAAUAUGCUGGUUUAGAUGUGGCAUCAAAAUUGUCAUCUCUGAGGUCUGAACUUCGUGAUGCUGGUUCAUCUGCAAUUGUUAUAUCCAUGCUUGAUGAGGUUGCCUGGCUGUUGAACCUGAGAGGAAGUGAUGUUCCACAUUCACCUGUUAUGUAUGCAUACUUGAUUGUGGAGCUUGAUAAAGCAGAACUCUUUAUAGAUAAUUCUAAAGUCACCACAGAGGUGAGGGCUCACUUGGAGAGUGCAGGCAUAGAGUUGAAGCCAUAUGAUUCCAUUCUUCGUGAGGUAGAAAGUUUGGCAUCACAAGGGGCUCAACUUUGGUUAGAUACUUCUUCUGUUAAUGCUGCCAUUGUCAAUGCCUAUAAUACUGCCUGUGAAAGAUACUAUAAGAGCCUUGAAAAUAAAAGCAAAAGUAAGACUGAUGAUGGCAUCAAUGGUUGGUCAAGUCUGCCCAAAGGGGUUUAUAAAGUAUCCCCUCUUUCUUUGGCCAAGGCAAUAAAAAAUGCUGAAGAGUUGGAAGGGAUGCGAAAUUCUCAUUUAAGGGAUGCAGCUGCUCUAGCUCAGUUUUGGGACUGGCUAGAAGAGGAAAUCCAUAAAGAUGUGAAAUUGACAGAGGUAGAAGUUGCAGACAAACUUCUUGAAUUUCGUUCAAAGCAGGCUGGUUUCUUGGAUACAAGCUUUGACACUAUAAGUGGUUCUGGUGCAAAUGGUGCUAUUAUACAUUAUAAACCAGAGCCAGAUAGCUGUAGCAUUGUGCAUGCAAAUAAACUCUUUCUGUUAGAUAGUGGAGCUCAAUAUGUUGAUGGGACGACCGACAUAACAAGAACUGUACAUUUUGGUGAACCUACCAGACGAGAAAAGGAAUGCUUCACUCGAGUUUUGCAGGGUCAUAUAUCUCUUGAUCGGGCAGUAUUUCCAGAAAACACGCCAGGUUUUGUCUUGGAUGCAUUUGCUCGUUCUUUUCUUUGGAAGAUUGGACUUGAUUACCGGCAUGGAACUGGUCAUGGUGUGGGUGCUGCAUUGAAUGUUCAUGAGGGUCCUCAAAGUAUUAGCUACCGAUAUGGAAAUAUGACUCCUCUACAGGAAGGCAUGAUUGUUAGCAAUGAACCUGGCUAUUAUGAAGACCAUGCCUUCGGAAUUCGGAUUGAAAAUCUGCUACAUGUGAAAGAGGUCGACACGCCAAAUCGCUUUGGAGGAAUUGGUUACCUGGGUUUCGAAAAGCUCACAUUUGUUCCAAUUCAAGCUAAAUUGGUCGACCUGUCUUUGCUUUCUGUUGAAGAGGUCACUUGGCUCAAUGAUUACCAUUCGCAAGUUUGGGAAAAGGUAUCCCCAUUGCUAGAUGGUUCUGCUCGACAGUGGCUUUGGAACAAAACACGGCCACUUGUCAAGAAUUGAUUCUCAUCUCAGCCAUUGUGCUUCGUUAUAAUACUUUUUCCAAUUCUUGUGGUUCCUAUUUCAUACUCCAUGUAGAUAAAAAUGCAGCAAUUAACUUCUGUAAGAAGAAAAAGUACAGCUUUUUAAAGUUCCAUAAAAUGCUAUGCAAUUGAUGAGAAGUACUGUAUAAGCUUUUCUUUUGAGCAGCAAAGGGCGUAAAUAAGAUUGUUUUUUGGUGCGUAUAUAGGAUUGUUAUACUGUUGGAUGCUACUGACACUCCUAAAGUUUAUUGCAAGAAAUGAUAAUCAUAAUAUUCUUCAGAACUGCAA
Molecule: messenger RNA, 2599 nt
Organism: Ziziphus jujuba (common jujube)
Lineage: Eukaryota; Viridiplantae; Streptophyta; Magnoliopsida; Rosales; Rhamnaceae
Product: aminopeptidase P2
Exons: 13
Coding region: 147-2291 (714 amino acids)
Molecular function (GO): metalloaminopeptidase activity
Source: RefSeq, a predicted model, not a curated record